AUGCCGGCAAUUGCUGGUGUGGCCUUCGGACCACUUGUCCUCCAAGAUUUCAUGUUCAAGAACAUGGACUUGUCGAUGCUGGAGAUGGUGCUUGCACCCAAGGUCACGGGUGCUCGUCUGCUAAACGAACGUCUCUCGGACCCUGCUAACCCGCUCGACUUCUUUGUGAUGUUCUCGUCCUUUGUCAUGGUCUCCGGGAAUCCCGGACAAGCAGCGUACAGCGCUACAAAUGCAUACACGCAUGCGCUUGCUCAGCAGAGACGUGCCCGUGGGAUGGCCGCAUCGACCAUCGACAUUGGCGCCGUGUUCGGAGUCGGGUUCAUUGCCAGAGCGGGUCGUGAACACGAGGUAGAGGUCGUUAAGUUUAUCUUCAAUGAGGUCAACGACUGGGAGCUGCAUGCCCUUUUUGCAGAGGCUGUUGUUGCUGGCCGCAACUGGGCGACCAAGGAUGUCGAACUGUCCGAUCACCACACCAAGGGCGAGGACGCUGCUGGUGCGGUCGGGUCCGUUAAGGAUCAACUUCUCAAGGCUGAAACCAUGGACGAGGUUCGCACGAUCAUCCUCGACGGCCUCUCCGGCAGGAUCCGUGGGGCGUUGCAGCUUACUGCGGCCGAUGAGCCGAAUCUGACCGUGCCUCUGAUCGAUCAGGGCGUGGAUUCCCUCAGUGCCUUUACGGUCGGCUCAUGGUUCACGAAGAACCUGAAUAUCGACAUUCCCCUGCUGAAGAUCCUUGGUGGUGCCUCGGUACCCGAUCUGAUAGACGAGGCUGUCUCCCGCUUGACACCUGAAGCUAUUCCCCUGGCUCAUUCGCCAUGGUCGGAAAUUGCAGCGCACUCAGCCACUGCGGCGUAGCGCUGCGGGUCGAGGAUUGACGGUUGGAUUAGGGGACUAAGUCGAGGGCUUCAGGGAUCUGCGGUUUAGGGUAUAGUACUGCGUAUCCGUCUGUCGAUACUAUUUCAAGGACGUCUGGUACACGAUUCUGAGUGUCAGGCGCGUAUGAAUUGAGUUAGAAGCUAGAGUAGUUUUGUCUACAUCGCUUUUUACAAACCAUCAAAUUUACUACCACAAAGGUGGGAUCA
Molecule: messenger RNA, 1079 nt
Organism: Aspergillus japonicus CBS 114.51
Lineage: Eukaryota; Fungi; Ascomycota; Eurotiomycetes; Eurotiales; Aspergillaceae
Product: beta-ketoacyl reductase
Exons: 2
Coding region: 1-852 (283 amino acids)
Biological process (GO): secondary metabolite biosynthetic process; fatty acid biosynthetic process
Molecular function (GO): phosphopantetheine binding; fatty acid synthase activity
Source: RefSeq, a predicted model, not a curated record